This is a messenger RNA of Diuraphis noxia (Russian wheat aphid), 2079 nucleotides long. RefSeq names its product (6-4)-photolyase (gene phr6-4). Gene Ontology annotation, biological process: circadian regulation of gene expression; entrainment of circadian clock by photoperiod. Gene Ontology annotation, molecular function: deoxyribodipyrimidine photo-lyase activity; FAD binding; DNA binding. NCBI's taxonomy places the organism in Eukaryota, Metazoa, Arthropoda, Insecta, Hemiptera, Aphididae. Gene Ontology annotation, cellular component: nucleus; cytoplasm. The record is from RefSeq and is a predicted model, not a curated record.
ACGUUUAGAUUAAUUCUAGAUGAAAUUUUAAAUUUUCUAACGGAUGAUAUUGAUGAUUAAUUAUUUUUAUACCUAUGACGACUACAAAGCUGAAACUGCUAAAAGGUUCGUAACUUAUUACUUGCGCCACCCAAAACACUACUGUAACAGAAAUUUGUGGAUUACCUGUUUUGUCCAUUUGCUGUAUCUAGUAUCUACGCACAAUAAGAUCAUAAUAUUGUAAUAUUAAUAAAAUAAUAACAUGGACAAGAACAAUUCUGACGCAGGAUACGAGACGACUGUGCACUGGUUCAGGAAAGGUAUGCGUCUACACGAUAACCCGGCGUUCAGGUUAUCGUAUGAAGCGAAGAACGGUAGCGGUGAGCAUUACAAGCUCAGGCCCAUUUACAUACUGGACCCUUAUUUCCGUAAAUACAUAAGGGCAGGUGCUAACCGUUGGAGGUUCUUGCAGCAGAGCCUGGUGGACUUGGACACGACACUUCGGCAACUGGGCACGCGGCUCUACGUCAUUAGAGGGCUGCCUCAUGAAGUCUUUCCAGACUUGUUUGUCAAAUGGAAUGUAAAAUUGUUGACUUUUGAGUUGGAUACCGAGCCGUAUGCUCGAGAGAGGGACAAUCAAGUAGAACAACUGGCCAGAAAACACAGCGUCAAGGUAGAACAAAAAGUCUCUCACACUAUUUAUAAUACUGAACUUGUACUCAGGGCAAAUGGAGGCAGUGUUCCAAUGACUUAUCAAAAAUUUGUAUCUGUUGUCGGCUCGAUGCCAACUCCUCGUCGACCAAUACCUGCACCAGAUAUGUUGCCUUCUGAGUGUCUACUUGAUGAUGAUUUAAACAACCCAGAGUUUGAUGUGCCAACACUGGAUGAAUUGUUAACAUUAAAAGGUUUUAAUCCUACAGAACUUAAACCAUGUUUGUAUCCUGGUGGAGAAAAAGAAGCUCUUAGGCGUUUGGAAGAAUAUAUGAAAAACAAGACAUGGGUUUGUAAAUUUGAAAAACCUAAUACAUCACCAAAUAGCCUAAAACCUAGCACUACUGUACUAAGUCCUUACAUGAAAUUUGGCUGUUUGUCGGCUAGUCAUUUUUAUUACAGAUUAAAAGAAGUUAUCGGUAAUAGCCCUCAUUCUAAACCUCCUGUAUCUCUGAUUGGUCAAUUGUAUUGGAGAGAAUUUUAUUAUACUGUUGGAGCUUCAACUCCCAAUUUUGACAAAAUGGUUGGCAAUUCAAUUUGCUGUCAAGUACCGUGGGACAACAAUCCUGAUGCUUUAGAAGCUUGGACUAAUGGUAAGACAGGAUAUCCAUUCAUUGAUGCCAUCAUGAGACAAUUGAGAGAUGAAGGUUGGAUACACCAUUUAGCCAGGCAUGCUGUUGCAUGUUUUUUAACCCGAGGAGACUUGUGGAUAUCUUGGGAAAAAGGUUUAGCUGUAUUUGAAGAAUUAUUGCUUGAUGCGGAUUGGUCACUGAAUGCUGGGAAUUGGAUGUGGUUGUCAGCAUCAGCAUUUUUCCAUCAAUUUUUUAGAGUCUACAGUCCAGUUGCAUUUGGUAAAAAGACUGAUAAGAGUGGUGAUUACAUCAGAAAAUAUAUCCCAGAAUUGGCCAAAUAUCCCGAUCAAUAUAUUUAUGAACCAUGGUCUGCACCCAAGUCUAUUCAAGAAAGAGCUGGUUGUGUGGUUGGAGUGCAUUAUCCAAAACGAGUGGUAGUGCAUGAAGAUGUGUACAAAAAUAAUAUAACAAAAAUGUCAUUGGCUUAUAAGAGUUCCAAAGCCAGCAAGAGUUCCAAUACUAAAAAAUCAAGAGAUAUGUCAUCAUCCCCUGAUAAAAAAAAUAUAAAAAAACCUAAAUUAAAAUGAUUGUUUUAUUGUUUGGUUACCCAAUUUGUUUUGGAUAAAUUAUUGGUUAUGUGAUCUUCUGUUUUUUAACCAUUUUUUGAAUUAUAUUUUUGUUAUACUGUAUGUUAAAUGAUUGUUGUCAUAUAUUUAAUUUUUUUUAAAUUUAAUAAUCAACAUAUUUGUAUAUUGGUACUUGGUAAGUAUUUACAAACCUAAUUAAUAUAAAAUAUUAACUUUUUUUGCAAUGUAUU